This is a messenger RNA of Solanum lycopersicum (tomato), 3848 nucleotides long. Lineage: Eukaryota; Viridiplantae; Streptophyta; Magnoliopsida; Solanales; Solanaceae. The record is from RefSeq and is a predicted model, not a curated record.
CAAAACUCUCUUCUCUUCUCUUUUCUUCACAAAUCACAAACACAGACAGAGGCUCUUUUCAUGGCUGAAUUUCUCUCUUCUGCACCACAACGCCAUAAGAAUGGUGAAUUUUCCAAUUCCCCUCUCACAGACAAUAACGGCGAAGAUGAAGGUGGUGAGGAGUGAAAUUGCUGCGAAACAAGUGGUUGUGAUCGAGGAAAAUGAGGAGAUACAUUGGUAUGCUUCUUGAAUUUCGUCCGGAGGACACAGCUACUCAAAUCCAAAUGCAAAGGAUCUUCAAGAUUAAUGGGAUAAAACAAGACCUUGGUUCAUUGUGAAAGGUUUGACUGCCCAACUCAGUUUUUGUUCUUGUCUUAUUUUUGAUACAAAUCUGUCGCCCCGGGGUCGUGGGGGGCGAAGGGCGACCCCAAGGCAAGCGCGUGCCCCGGGGUCGUGGUGUACGGGGCACGCGCGUGCCCCGGGGUCGUGGGCGUCGUGGGGGGCGGGGGACGACUUGGAGAAAUUUAAAAAUGUGAUAGUAGUGUCAAAGAAAGAAGUUUUUAACUGACAGAAUAUUUGAUUGGUAUCAUACAUAACAUAGUCAAGUUUCAACCAGCUAGGGGAUGAACGAAUUGAUGCAAAUAUGCCAAAGAAAUGAAUGGACUGUUGACUCAGUCUCACUAAUACAUGAACUUGUAGUACUAAAAAUAAUGAAAGAUAUAUAUACACAUAAUCUAAUGUUCCUAAUAUUAGUACUGAUGAAGCUGCUUUUCUUGAAUUAAAAUCUCACAUUUCUUUUAGUCCUAACAUCUUAGCAACCAACUGGUCUUCUUCCACCCCUGUUUGCUAACACUUUCACCUCCCGACACCAUCGAGUCACAGCUUUAGACAUUUCUAGUAUGCAACUUCAUGGUACCAUUCCUCCACUCCUUGUAAACAGAUUUCAUGGGAAUUUGCCCCAAGAGUUGGCUCAUUUGCAGAGGUUGAGAUUGAUUGAUAUCGCAAACAAUAACUUCACUGGUGCCAUUCCAUCAUUUUUAAGUUUGCUAAUAGACCUUCGCAUUUUGCACCUGUGGAGCAAUCAAUUUUCAGGAAAAAUCCCAUCUUCCCUUUCCAGUCUAACAAAGCUGGAAGUGUUGACAAUAGCGAGAAAUUUCCUCGAAGGAGAGAUCCCUCGAGAACUUGGUAAUCUUCAUUACAUGACUGCUUUAAACCUGGAAAGUAACCAUACUGGCUCUAUACCACCAUCAAUAUUACAGGUGAGCUUCCAACAACUAUAUGUGACCAUCUGUCAAACUUGGAAGGGCUUUACCUCUCAGAAAACAUCCUAGGUGGCAUCAUUCCACCAAACUUUGAAAAAUGCAAAAAGCUCAAAUUCUUGUCAUUGUCUGAAAACAAGUUCACUGGAACUAUACCGAGGGAGGUAGGCAACAUAACAAAUCUUGCAGGAUUAUUUAUAAUUUAUACAUUGGAUUGCUGCACUUCAAAGGAGAGAUACUACAAGUGGAUCUAGGUAAUCUUAAGAAACUACAGAUUCUGUCAUCCCCACAAGCAUUUUCAACAUGUCAAGCGCUGAGGGUAGUCAUACUUGACGAAAACAUGUUUUCAGGUAAUCUACCAGCAGAUUUAGGCAGUGGGAUCUCCAGCCUAGAAACAUUGAUUUGUGCAAACAACAAUCUGAGUGGAUUUAUAUCUGCUACUAUCUCAAAUGCUUCAAGACUCGGUAUGAUUGAUCUUUCAAUCAACAACAGUUCACAGGUCCAAUUCCUCAAUCACCUGGUAACUUAGAAAACCUUGAGGUUUUGAACCUGCAGAUGAACAAUUUUGUCAGCGAUUCAGCAUUGAGCUACCUCUCAUCUUUGACACACUGUAGGAAACAGUACUCAACUUUGGUAAGAAUCCCUUGGAAGGCUUUUUCCCUGCAUCCAUUGGAAAUUGGUAAUCUUACCGGGGUGAUAAGGAUAAAUUUUUCACAAAAUAAUUUGACUGGACAUAUUCCAAAAACUAUCCAAGGCAUGCUGAACCUUCAAGAAUUUUACCUAGAGAGCAACAAGAUAGAAGGAAUCAUACCAGAUGUUAUCUGCAAUUUAAAGAAACUUGGAGCAUUAUACUUGUCAGGUAAUCAAUUUUCUGGUCGCGUGCCACCUUGCUUAGGAAAAGUUACCAGUAUGAGAUAUCUUUAUAUAGCAGAUAACAUGCUUAAUUCGAGUUUACCCGAAAGCUUGGGGAGCCUUACUGAUCUCAUAGAGUUCAAUUUUUCAUCCAAUUUAUUGCAUGGCAAAAUUCCUAUUGAGAUUGGAAAUUUAAAGGCUGCAACUCUUAUUGAUCUGUCAAAAAAUGAUUUUCUUGGUAUGAUUCCUAGAACUCUAGAGGGUCUGAAUAGAUUGAUGAAACUUUCUCUAGCACAUAAUAAAUUAGAUGGGCCUAUUCCAGAUUCAUUUGGCAAAAUGCUGGCCUUGGAAUACUUGGAUUUGUCCAGUAACAGUCUUAGUGGUGAAAUCCCAAAGUCAUUAGAAGCUCUUGUGUAUCUCAAAUACUUGAACUUCUCAUUUAAUGAACUCAGUGGAGAAAUUCCCACGGGCGGUCCUUUUGCAAAGGCCACAGAUCAAUCUUUCUUGUCCAAUUAUGGGCUCUGUGGUGAUUCUAAGUUUCAUGUUUCACCAUGUGUCACCAAAUCUCCCAAGAGGUCAAAGAAAAAAAAGGCAAUAUUGGUUUUGGGAGUGGGUAUGCUAUUUCUUGCAUUAGCCUUCACAUAUGUAUUUUUGAGAUUGAGAAAGAAAAAAAAGAAUGCAGGUCAAGCUGAUGUGUCUCUGAUAAAAUGUCAUGAAAGAAUUUCCUAUUAUGAACUUGAACAAGCAACUGAAGGAUUCAGUGAAAGCAACUUGCUUGGUAACGGGAGUUUCAGCAAGGUCUACAAAGGGAUACUUAAAGAUGGUACUCUUUUAGCAGCAAAGGUAUUCAAUGUGCAAUUGGAGGGUGCAUUCAAGAGUUUUGAUACAGAAUGUGAGAUGUUGCGCAACCUCCGCCACCGAAAUCUGACCAAAGUCAUCACCAGUUGCUCCAACCUUGAUUUCAAAGCCUUAGUGCUGGAAUACAUGUCCAAUGGGACACUUGAUAAAUGGCUAUACUCUCACAACUUGUUCUUGAAUUUAUUUCAAAGAUUAGAUAUAAUGAUAGAUGUUGCAUCUGCAAUGGUCUAUCUCCACAAUGGGUGUUCGAAUCCGGUGGUGCAUUGUGACUUGAAGCCAAGCAAUGUCUUGCUAGAUCAAGACAUGGUUGGCCAUGUCAGUGAUUUUGGCAUUGCAAAAUUGUUAGGCGCAGGGGAAACUUUUGUUCAAACGAGGACAAUAGCAACCAUUGGAUAUAUUGCUCCAGAGUAUGGACAAGAUGGAAUAGUAUCCACGAGCUGUGAUGUUUAUAGUUUCGGCAUCCUGAUGAUGGAGACGUUUACAAGAAUCAGACCAGGUGAUGAAAGAUUCACUGGAGACUUGAGCAUACGACGUUGGGUUAGUGAUUCUUUUCCAAAUGAGAUUCAGAAGGUGGUGGAUGGUAAUUUGGUACAGCUAGGGGAUGAACGAAUUGACGCAAAGAUGCAGUGUCUAUUGUCUGUCAUAGAGUUAGCUUUGAGCUGUACUUUAGCGACACCUGAUGCAAGAAUUAGUAUGGAAGAUUCUCUAUCAACACUUGAAAAGAUCAGGCUCCAGUUUGUCAAUAGUCGCCACUAGAUGGAACUAGACCAUCCGCAAGUGAUUGAUGCUUGAUUACCUAGGUCAAUUCUGCUAUUUAAGAUAAAAUCAGUUUUGUACUUCAUAUUAUCUACUCUUUCGCUUUCAAAGCAUCACAUAUUUAAGAUGAAUUCAGUUUUUUCA